This is a messenger RNA of Numida meleagris (helmeted guineafowl), 1872 nucleotides long. It is a transcript of the gene IQCK, whose product is annotated as IQ motif containing K. The transcript is spliced from 9 exons. Bases 719 to 1291 code for a protein of 190 amino acids. The record is from RefSeq and is a predicted model, not a curated record. NCBI's taxonomy places the organism in Eukaryota, Metazoa, Chordata, Aves, Galliformes, Numididae. Gene Ontology annotation, molecular function: protein binding.
UUCAACGAGAUGUUGCAAAUUCCGGUCUAUGUGGUGUUCCCUUCUUCUGAAAUGUGUCCACAGCUCUGACUACGAAACUGGGAAAAAGAGCAUCAGAGAUCACUGAUUUUCAGAGAUGGAGAGACCCAGAAGCAUACGCAGUGCUGAACUACAGUUACCGGAGCAGUGAAGGAGUGACCUUAUUCUUUCUUGUCAACAGUUGCAUAGCAUGACACUGUCACAAAAAUAUCUAUCCUCCAAAAAUCCUCCCCAGCAAGACAUGUCAUGUAUAUACAUGACAGUUUAGGUGGAUUUCCACGGAAGUACAAGGUCACACUUAGGCACACCAGCUUUGUACCCAUCAUCUUCUACGUAUCACCACAGGAUCCUUCCCAGGCACCUCAGUCCCUGCGCCGUGCCACAGCCCCACCGCCCCUCUCAGGACUCGGGGGCACCUGCAACGCUCCCCCUUUUGCUGAGGAAACCCUCGUGCUUCCUUCUGUUCUCAUCUUUCAACCGACAACGAACGCACAGAAGGGCCAUUCGUGAGGCCCCGCAGGCGGAAAGACGCUGCCUGCCGACCCUCCGGUCCUCCUGCCCUAGGCCUUCCUGGCCGCGCAGCCUCUCUCUGCGGGGCCGCCGGAAACCUCGUCCUCUCCCCGCAGAGUAUGAAGCAGAACAGUGUCCAUUUCCAGAUAUCCCUGAAUCAGCACAGAAAUCUGUGAGUUUGGAAGCAGGAAUGUUGCAGCCAUUAUGUACAGAACAGUUUUACCCAUCCCCUGCAGCUGAUGCAGUUGUCCAACAGUUGCUUCCCAUACCCGAGGCAGCCUCCCUUCCAGAAGCACCGGAUCCAAAAACGUGUUCUCCUCAAGAAUAUUUAGAGUACUACAUAUUUCCAGUACUCCUACCCGGAAUGACUGAACUUCUGCAUCAAGCAAAGAAGGAAAAGUGUUUUGAGAGAAAAAGGACCAAAUUUAUUGCCUGUGAUUUCCUAACGGAGUGGUUAUACAACCACAACCCAAGGAGGAAAGAUGAGUCAUUCACAGAGUUCUUUUCCAUCCCUUUUGUUAACGGCUGGCUAAAGGACCAUCCUAGGCAACCACUGCCUCUGUCUUUCUUCCUAUCAGAAGAAGAAGCAAGCAUAAUAAUUCAGUCAUUCUGGAGAGGUUAUCGGGUCCGCUGUGAUAGGGAAGUACAAGAGCUGCGUCAGUGGCAAAAGCAGUUGAGAGAUGAAAAAAUCAUCUUUCAAAGAGUAGAAGAAUUCUGGGCUAAGCAGGAAGCCAAAGCUUCCAUGCAAAGUGGAGACCUUUGAAGCUGCUGCUAAAACACAUAGAGGGAAAAUACCUUCUUGACCCAACAAUGUCACACAGGAGCGCUCUUUUCCUUCAUGCCUGGUCUACAACCGGAGGAAACAUCAAGACCCCAGGAAAAGAUAUGUGAAGAUGAAUAAAGAGGUAAAAUGCCCUGACAAUAUAACCAAAGCCUUCUUUUGGGGACUGCUAUAGCAGUGUGGCAACCAUUGGCUUGGAUACUAAAGCAGUUUGAGUAGUAUCCAAAUCCUUUCUCCAACCAUGAGACAUCAGCAGAACACAGCCUACCCUACUCAACACCAUCAGGUGCUUUCCAUCACUGCUCUCAUAAGCAUCCCUGUAUAUUUUCUGAUACACGUCUAACUUUUCAGCAAUGCUUUGGAUCUCUUAAGCAACCAGUUUGCUGGCCCUUUUGGUAACUGCUCCAACAUUUUCAUUGCAAAUUUUCAUUACAUGUCAUCACACACUGUUCUGUGUCCCCAAACGGCUGUGACAAGGAAAGCAACCAUUACUGUGAAACCUGUCUGUGCAUAUCCUGUUUGCAUGUUAAAGUCUUCAGAACAAAGACUGUCUUUGAACUUGU